AUGCCGUUCUUUUCUCGCGUCUUCCGGAGCAAAGACUCCACCGCGACGAAGAAGCAGGCUAAACCAGCUACCACCGCGAACACGGUCCCCGCGAAGCCAAAAUGGACCGACGCCUGGCAGCGGACAGAGGUCGCCCCCGAGGAAGUUCAAGACCUCAUUCGAGGCUGUGCACAGGAAUUGAAGGCGCGAGCUCUCGACACCCCAUUCCUGCUCCUCCCCUUCCGUCCCAGUUCCGACCCUAGUGCGGCCCGUACAUUCAUCCGAAAUUACUUCAAUCAGUCCUUUGAGCAGGGUGCCCCGGUCAGCGGAGAUGCCUUGAUGCAGGAGCUGCGGCUCAAUGAGCCGAUGGUUCUUUGCAGUGUUUUGAAAUGGUGUUGGAGCAGAUUGCCUGGCGGUGUCGUUACUUGGGAAGCUUAUGAGCUGUUUAAGGUUGGCGAACAAGAUUCGGAUUGGGCCCGCGAUGCUUUUGCGACUUUCAUUCCUAUCAGCGUCGACACUGAUGCUCGCGCCAAAAUUAUCUUCGAUUUCUUCGACCUUCUCGCAUCGAUCGCGGCGCAUGGCAAAUCAAAUGGUCUUGGUGGCCGCAAGCUGUCUCGUUACGCUGGAUGGUGGGCUUUUGAGCAUCAUGAUACUGGAAAAGGCUUUGAAGCCUCCUAUAAAAACUGGGCUGCUGCCGCCGAUGCAACAAGCCACUUGUUCUUUGCCUACUUACGCUCGCUUACCCCCGAAAUGCCUCGUGGUGUGACUGGUAUUUCUUCGCUACCUAUCUCCCUCCAAUCGCUCGUCGAGGCCACCGAAUACCCCCCAGAGACGCCGACACUCCUACAAGUGACAACCACUAAGGUUGUCAUGAUUGUUGAUACGGUUUCUCCCACACCUUUUUCUUUGUUGCGCCGCGCAAAGAACUUCGAAUACCGCGACGACCACUGGCACUUGCAGGAAUUUGCCAACUUCGAGGAUCCGAUCAAAGCUCUGACCGACGAGUGUCUACGUGUGUUGAGAUGUAUUUCAUCAACUAAUGAGUCGAGUGUUUCGAGCUCGAAGCAGUCAACCAGCUUGCGGGAUGCGUCAUGGUCUCGUUUUGAGGACAUUGGAUUUGGCGGUUCCAUUGAGUCGGACGAGGAUGAGGAGAAGCAGGCUCCGGCCCCAAAGGCUGAUCCUGCCGCUAGCAUUAAUACUGCGCCUCGGUCGCAGGGUGGUGAUCUGGGACGACCCACUACCCCAUCUUGGGCAGACUUUAUGUCGUCCGGCUUCUCGGAUGAUAGCCCACUGAAGGCCCCGGUUGGUCUCCUCUUGCCGCCAGACAAGGUCCUACCCCCGAUCGCGGCUACUCGUGGCCAGAGCUCUCAAUCGCACAGGCGCGCUUUGGCCCCCGAACCAGCCCUCGAGCCAGCUGAGCUGGCCAGCAUCACCACUUUGGAUUUAGAUGACUCGUUUUGGUGGGUCUGGAUCACCAGUCUGUCUGGUGAUGAGCCGUCUUCGCGUAAGGCAGUGUUUGGUCGCUGUGCCCUUCUUGAGACGGUCAUUCGGGAAACCAAAUGGCUGAUUCUCGAGGAGCAGAUCAAGGGUGCUGCCCCUGAACCGGAGGCAGGCGCACAAAUCGUUGAGAAGAAAAGUUUCUUCAGCUUCGGCAGUCGGAAGGGAAAUAAGCUCGGUCGCCGAAAGUCUUCCGCUAGGAAGGUGGACUCGGUGGAGGACUCCUACAAGCGGGCCAACAACCAAGCCCCACAGAGCAAGACUAGCAUUGGUCCUGAUCAGCACAAGCGAAUUCAGGCCGCGGCUGCAGCUCUACAGAAAAAGAACCGUGAGCAAGAGGCCGAGGCAAAGGAUGCCGGGCGUCAAUCGCGUUCUGACGCUUACUCGACCAAGACUAACUCAGUCCUGACUCUUCAGCCGGGCAUUGUGAACGAGGCUUCAUCGGCCAUGAAGUGGGCCAGCAACUACGAUAAGAACACUUUCCGUGCUGCCUAUCUUAACAACAGCCGCGCCGGAACCGGUACCGUGUCUGGGGAAGCUGAGGAGCAGAUCCCCGAGCAAAUGGAAGAUAAGCCCAAGACACCUUCAGCUCCUCUUCCACCCAGCACAUCGAAAUCUGGACCCCCGCCGCCUCCCAAGGAUACCGCUGCCGUGGCCACCCCGCUUCCACCCUCGCCUGAGCCUGCUAAGAAGUCUUUGGCUAAAGCCGUGACCUUUCCUGAGGAGAACAAGGAUAAUGACAAGGAUUCGCAGGCUGUUGUUGCUGAGCAGAGCGCCGAGUCUGAGACCCAGGCUGCCGCCGAUGAAAGCAAGAAGCUCAAGAAGAAGGCCGGUAACACUGGUGGCUUCAAGAGCAUGUUUGUUAGCAAGAAGAAGACUGACUUGCCCCCUGUGAAGGUCGGUGUCAGUGACACUAGCUCGGCCGUGGCAGCUGCUCGUGCCGCUCUCGAGGCCAAGGCCAAGGCUGCCCAGGAGGCCCCUGUCAAGGAGUCUCCCCCUAAAGCUGUCCUCAAGAAGAAGCCCGUUGCCGGUCAACAGUCUGCUGUGACAGAAGCCCCUGCUGCGGAGCCCAUUAAGCCCUCUACACCUCAGCAGCCCGAGCCCGUGGCUAAGCAGCAGGCUCAGGUUGUCGGCUCCGGUAGCCCGCCCCAGACCCGCCGCGCUAUUGAAUACGACGCUUUGUCCCGUGUCGACACCAACGAGCGCGAUGCAGCUGACCAGGAGUUCUCCAAAUUCGACCAGGGUCCUCUGGUUGAGCAGCCCGCAUUCCUUCCCGAGGAUGAUGAUCCCGUCACUCCCAACAAGGCAGCUGAUCCUGAACUUCCCCAGACCCCGACCAAUGGUCACGAGGAGAAGAUCGAGGCUGUCAGCCCCCUGAACGCAUCCGAGGACCGGUGGAAGCAGAUUCGCGAGAACGCUGCCCAGCGGACUGCUUUCCCGACUGAGGAGCCCGAUACUCGCACCAGCCAAUCGGAGCGCACAGACGAGGGAGACACCAGUGGUGAAGAGACCAUCGAAUCCCGUGUCGCCCGCAUCAAGGCCCGUGUCGCCGAACUCACCGGCGACAUGGAAGCCGCCCGAUAA
Messenger RNA from Penicillium pulvis, 3060 nucleotides. RefSeq names its product DUF1708 domain-containing protein. The transcript is spliced from 6 exons. Bases 1 to 3060 code for a protein of 1019 amino acids. NCBI's taxonomy places the organism in Eukaryota, Fungi, Ascomycota, Eurotiomycetes, Eurotiales, Aspergillaceae. The record is from RefSeq and is a predicted model, not a curated record.